UCACGUUGAAAUGGCAAGCUCUCAAUUUGAUUGUCAAUAUUGCGCAGCGUCCCUGCUUGGGAAGAAGUAUGUACUCAAGGAUGAUAAUCUAUACUGUGUCUCCUGUUAUGGUCGGAUCUUCUCUAACUACUGUGAGCAGUGCAAAGAACGAAUUGAAUCAGAUUCCAAGGAUCUUUGUUACAAAAACCGUCAUUGGCAUGAAGGAUGCUUCAAGUGUACCAAAUGCCAUCACUCCUUGGUGGAAAAGCCUUUUGUUGCCAAGGAUGAGCGUCUGCUGUGCACCGACUGCUAUUCUAACGAGUGCUCCUCCAAGUGCUUCCACUGCAAGAGAACCAUCAUGCCUGGUUCUCGAAAAAUGGAAUUUAAGGGCAACUACUGGCAUGAAACCUGUUUUGUAUGUGAGCAUUGCCGACAACCAAUAGGAACAAAGCCUUUGAUCUCCAAAGAGCAUGGCAAUUACUGUGUGCCCUGUUUUGAGAAGGAAUUUGCUCACUACUGCAACUCUUGUAAGAAGGUGAUAACUUCUGGGGGAAUAACAUUCCGUGACCAGAUAUGGCAUAAAGAAUGUUUUGUGUGUAGUGGCUGUAGGAAAGAGCUUUGUGAAGAGGCAUUUAUGUCCAGGGAUGAUUUUCCAUUCUGCUUGGAUUGCUACAACCAUCUUUAUGCUAAAAAGUGUGCAGCCUGUAUGAAACCCAUCACUGGUCUCAAAGGUGCCAAGUUUAUUUGCUUUCAAGACCGCCAGUGGCACAGCGAGUGCUUCAACUGUGGAAAAUGCUCUAUCUCCUUGGUGGGUGAAGGAUUUCUGACCCAGAACAUGGGUAUCUUCUGCCGCAAAUGUGGCUCUGGGACUGACACUGACAUGUAGAAAGAGAAGCCUUUCCCUACCUGAAACCCAUUUUGCCUUUGCUCUCACUAAAUCCAGAAGUCA
Molecule: messenger RNA, 928 nt
Organism: Nannospalax galili (Upper Galilee mountains blind mole rat)
Lineage: Eukaryota; Metazoa; Chordata; Mammalia; Rodentia; Spalacidae
Gene: Fhl5
Product: four and a half LIM domains 5
Exons: 5
Coding region: 11-865 (284 amino acids)
Biological process (GO): positive regulation of transcription by RNA polymerase II
Cellular component (GO): nucleus; Z disc
Molecular function (GO): transcription coactivator activity
Source: RefSeq, a predicted model, not a curated record